Prosopis cineraria is the source of this 1767-nucleotide messenger RNA. Its product is annotated as pentatricopeptide repeat-containing protein At5g66520-like. Gene Ontology annotation, biological process: RNA modification. Gene Ontology annotation, molecular function: protein binding; RNA binding. Bases 105 to 1643 code for a protein of 512 amino acids. The record is from RefSeq and is a predicted model, not a curated record. Lineage: Eukaryota; Viridiplantae; Streptophyta; Magnoliopsida; Fabales; Fabaceae. The transcript has 2 exons.
UCAAUGAGAAGUAAAUCAAAAAUAAAAAUCCAAAGGAGGAAGAGAAAGCUCCGCAAAAUUUAGGAUACCAAUUGAUCUGUUGUAGAUGCCACGUUGGUUCACAUAUGAUUCAAAAAACCGUUAAGAACGGCGGAUUUCUGACGGCCCUGGCGCAAAAGUGCAAGAACUUGAACCAACUGAAGCAGACUCAUGCCCACAUUCUCAGAUGCCACCUCACACAUAAUCCCUACGCCAUCGCGCCGCUUCUCUUCGUCGCUGCGACCGCCGAUGAUGGCUUGUUUUUACCUUACGCUUCCUCCAUUUUCGCCAACCUGGAUCACCGUAAUACUUUCAUGCACAAUUCCAUGAUCAGGGGGUACGUUCAGGCAAAUUCACCCGUUCCCGCUAUAUUAUGUUACUUAGAGAUGUUGCAAAAUGGCGUUCCAGUCAAUAAUUAUACUUUUCCGGCUCUGAUUAAGGCCUGUAUUGUGUUAGAUCGUUGUUCGAAUGUAACCGUUCGUUUGGUGCAUGCCCAUGUCAUUAAAUUUGGUUACUGUGAUGAUCCUUUUGUUGUCAGUGCAUUUAUUGAAUUUUACUCCAAUGCUCGUGAAGUGGAAACUGCAAGAUUGUUGUUUGAUAAAAUUCCGAGAAAAGAUGUGGUGUUAUGGACAGCGAUGAUCGAUGGUUAUGGCAAGAUGGGGGAUGUACAAAGCGCUAGAGAACUGUUUGAUGAAAUGCCUGAAAGAAAUGUUAUAUCGUGGAGUGCAAUGAUGGCAGCAUACUCUCGAGUUAGUAACUUCAAGGAGGUGCUUGCUUUGUUCUCAGAAAUGCAGAACACAGGCAACAAGCCAAAUGAGUCAAUCCUUGUAACCGUACUCACUGCUUGCGCUCAUCUUGGUGCACUCGUGCAAGGAUUGUGGGUUCAUUCUUAUGCCAAGCGAUUCAAUUUGGAGUCAAAUCCUAUACUGGCCACAGCUUUAGUGGAUAUGUAUUCCAAAUGUGGAUGUGUUGGUUCAGCUUUAUCUGUUUUCGAGGCCAUGCCGUGUAAGGAUACUGGAGCCUGGAAUGCUAUGAUCUCUGGGGUUGCUUUGAAUGGUGAUGCAAGCAAAUCUUUAGAACUAUUUCAUCAAAUGGCUAUAAAUGGGACUAAGCCCUCUGAGACUACUUUUGUGGCAGUCCUCACUGCGUGUACACAUGCAAAGAUGGUUCAGGAAGGCCUUCAAUUUUUUGAAGAAAUGAACAUUGUUUAUGGGAUUAAACCCAGGGCAGAGCAUUAUGCUUGUGUCAUUGACCUUUUAUCCAGAGCAGGCAUGAUGGAGGAAGCAGAGAAUUUUAUUGAAGAGAAGAUGGGUGGACUUGCAGGUGGAGAUGCCAAUGUGUGGGGUGCUCUUCUAAAUGCAUGUAGAAUUUACAACAACGUGGACAUUGGAAACAGAGUGUGGAAAAAGCUGGUUGAUAUGGGUGUAGCUGACAGUGGAACUCAUGUUCUGUCAUACAAUAUAUACAAGGAAGCUGGGUGGGAUGUAGAGGCUAGCAGGGUGAGGAAGAUGAUAUCAGAAGCAGGAAUGAAAAAGAAACCUGGAUGUAGCAUAAUAGAAGUAAAUAAUGUAGUUGAAGAGUUUCAUGCUGGUGAUCAAUCUCAUCCACAGGCGCCAGAAAUAUAGCGACCUGAUGAAGAGAUGACUUGGCAUUUUGCUUCUGAGCAAUGGAAAGGAGGGUUUGCCGAACCCAGCUUUCAUGGACACUGUUUUGCCUUAAAAUCCUUUGCUGAUAACAAACCAUUGAUGA